AUGAAGAUGAAGUGGGUGGAUUGGAGUACGCAGCCCUGUUUCACCACAUUGAUCAUUGUGAAUGUUUUGGAGAUCGUCCCAUUUUCCGCGGCGCGCGCCAUCAUGCCUUCAGGAAACCGACGCACUAUGCACAUGAAUCGCUUAGGCAUAUUCCAGGUCUUCAAACUUCUCGCACGACAUAUUUAUCGGUCUGUGCAUGAUCCGUACCGAUGGCUUGAAGACCCCAAUUCCGAAGAAACGAAGGCGUUUGUGGACGCUCAAAAUGCCCUGACUAUGCCCUUUAUUAACUCCUGCCCUGUGAAAAAGGAUAUCCGUGCCAAGAUCGCUACCCUCUGGGACUUUCCGAAGUACCGCUGCCCUUUUAAACGCGGCCCUCGCUACUUUUAUUUCUAUAACAGUGGCUUACAGAAUCAGGACGUGCUUUAUGUUAUGGAUCAGGUGGGCGGUUCAUCAAAGGUGUUCUUCGAUCCAAAUGCCUUGGAUGCCGAGGGUCUUACCGCCCUAAGCACUUACGGAUUUUCAGAGGACGGCGAGUACUUUGCAUAUGGCCUAAGUCACGCCGGCUCCGACUGGGUCGUAAUUAAGGUGAAAAAGGUUUCCACCGGAGAAGAUUUGCCCGACAAAUUAGAACGGGUGAAGUUUAGCGGCAUUAGUUGGACACACGACAACAAGGGUUUCUUCUACGCGAUCCUCUUUAUCGUCCUCUUUCGGCCUAGCAGGAUGCCAAAGACCUAA
Messenger RNA from Dibothriocephalus latus, 735 nucleotides. NCBI's taxonomy places the organism in Eukaryota, Metazoa, Platyhelminthes, Cestoda, Diphyllobothriidea, Diphyllobothriidae. The record is from the annotation of a GenBank genome assembly.